Thermochaetoides thermophila DSM 1495 is the source of this 1656-nucleotide messenger RNA. Its product is annotated as putative peroxisome assembly protein. Gene Ontology annotation, molecular function: zinc ion binding. Gene Ontology annotation, cellular component: peroxisomal membrane. The record is from RefSeq and is a predicted model, not a curated record. The transcript has a single exon. The coding region runs from base 1 to 1656 and encodes 551 amino acids. Gene Ontology annotation, biological process: protein import into peroxisome matrix. NCBI's taxonomy places the organism in Eukaryota, Fungi, Ascomycota, Sordariomycetes, Sordariales, Chaetomiaceae.
AUGAGCGACCAAAAAAAGCCCGAUACCACCACUACCGCUACCACGACCGGAAGUGUCAGCUCAGGGGCCCUCGUCAGCAGCCCAAGUGUCAAUAAUAACAGUACCAACACCACAAACACCGCUGCCCCCGAUGUAAACUCGUUCGCUCUCGCCCAGCAGCGCCUAGCUGCCCGUCGACAAGCCCGCGAGGCCGAAGUGGCCGCCCGCGUCGCCGCCCAACAGUCUGCUUCACAGCUACGUCAACGCAUUGCUUCCACCCAAUCUCCCCUCCUCCGUCGACUAGGUAUGUCGGCUCUCAACCUGUGGGAUGUCGUGUCUGGGAGGGAGGGCACACAUCCAGCCUUUCGUGUAGGCCAGGUCGAUGCGGAGCUGCUCGAUGAGGAACUCGUCGAGUUGCUCCGUGGCCAGGUCGGUGACGCGCUGAAGUACUUUAAUCCAGGCGGGAAUGCGCCUGGGGGGACGAAUAAUCCGAUUUUACAUGACUGGGAUGCGGAGGUGUCGCUUUUAUUGAGGGCCAUCCUGUUCAAGCUUACUGUUUGGGAUCAUGACGCGACAUAUGGUGCGGCUUUACAGAAUCUACGAUACACAGAUGCUCGCCAUACUGGCCCCGUCCUCGUGCCACCGAGCAAGUGGCAGAAGUCUCUGUACGGGUUCGUCACAGUGGUUGGGAGAUACCUCUGGACAAAAUGGGAAAACUGGCUAGUCGAACAAGACGACAUGCUAGAAGGUCCUACCCCCACAGUACGACGGCUGUCGAAGUUGACCUCCCUCGUGUCAACCGUCCAUGCCGCCGCAGCGUUCGUCUCCUUCCUCGUCUUCCUCCUCCAUGGACGCUACCGCACCCUUCUCGACCGCGUCCUCCGCAUGCGUCUGGCCCCUCCAACAAGCCAAGUCGCCCGCGAAGUCUCCUUCGAAUACCUUAAUCGCCAGCUCGUAUGGCACGCCUUCACUGAGUUCCUCCUUUUCGUCCUGCCUUUGAUCGGCAUAAACAAAUGGCGUCGGUGGCUCUCCCGAGUCUGGCGCAAGACCAAGAAAAUCAUGAGCACCAGCGAGCCGGGCAAUGAAGAGAAGAAAGGCGAAUACUCCUUUCUGCCAGAGCGCACAUGCGCCAUCUGCUAUCACGACCAGAACUCUGUGACGACAGAAAGCGAUCUGAUGAAUGCAGCCGCGACGAAGACUGUUGGAGCGGCGCAGACUGAUAUUACGAACCCGUAUGAGGCUAUCCCCUGUGGAUGUGUGUAUUGCUUCGUUUGCCUGGCUACAAGGAUUGAGAGGGAGGAGGGCGAAGGGUGGACGUGUCUCCGGUGUGGAGAGCUGGUCAAGGAGUGCAGGCCAUGGAAGGGUGAUGUUGUUGAGCCGGAAACGAAGUCCCCCGCUGCGAAGACAGUCGUAUUUGCUGAUGAUGUGAAGGGGUCAUCAGAUGGUGAGGUCAAUGAGGAAGAAGAGGAAGAAGAUCAGGAGGAACAAGAGCGCAGUGAGGUUGAGGGAUCGCAUGUUUUGGUGGACGAAGACCCUGAGAGAAGCAUCGAUGACCUGCGACCCCAAACACCAAGUGUUUCGUCAGACCAGGCGGAUGAUUUAGAAGAGGGUUCAGAGUCGGAAGAUUAUGAGGCAGAGGAAGAUGAGCUUGGCGAGGAUUUGGACAACGGGAGAUAA